AUGAACCAGGAAGAGCUGGAGACGUACGAGUACCAGCUCUCACAGAUCAAGCUGAGCCUCGCGAAGGACCCCAGCAAUGCAGAGCUCCUCACGCUCAAGACAGAGCUCGAGGACCUGAUCCAGCUCACGAAGGAGUACCUGCGAACCCAAGCCGGCUCAUCAGCCUCAGCAUCAACCGCCUCUCCCGCCCCUUCCUCCGCCAAACCCUCCUCCUCUGCUUCAUCUUCCAAACCCGCCGCAUCGUCUUCUGCCACGUCGAAGAGCUCGCAAAAGGCGUUCAAGACGGGCGAUGACUGCUCGUGCCGCUACACGGACGGCAAGUGGUACCCAGCGCGGAUCACCUCGAUCUCUGGCUCGGCCGACAAGCCCGUCUACACCGUCGUCUACAAGGGCUACGACACGCCUGAAGUCGUGUCGGCGAACGAUGUGCGGCCGCCGAACAGGUGGGACAGCCAGAAUGUUCCUGGAGGAGGAGCGGCGGCGAGUGCGGCGGCUGCGGGACCUGAGAAGCGCAAGGCGGGCGAGAUGAGCAAGGAGGAGUUGGAGAAGGAGCGCAAGAGGAAGAAGAACGAGAAGAAGGCUGAGACGCAGAAGGCCAAGGCCGAGGCUCAGGCGGGCAAGGCGAAGAGCUGGCAGUCGUUUGCGAAGAAGUCGGCGAAGAAGGGCGUGCACAUCCCGGGGAUCACUGGUGAAUCGAUGUUCCGCUCGCCCGCCGACCAGAACCCGCAGGCAAAAGUUGGAGUCGUCGGAUCGGGACGUGGCAUGACGAGCGUGGCGCAGAAGAAACGGCAGACGUUCCAGGAGGGUGGCGACGAUUGA
Messenger RNA from Rhodotorula toruloides NP11, 819 nucleotides. RefSeq names its product Endonuclease relaxase, MobA/VirD2 family protein. Bases 1 to 819 code for a protein of 272 amino acids. Gene Ontology annotation, cellular component: nucleus; cytoplasm. NCBI's taxonomy places the organism in Eukaryota, Fungi, Basidiomycota, Microbotryomycetes, Sporidiobolales, Sporidiobolaceae. Gene Ontology annotation, molecular function: DNA-binding transcription factor activity; RNA binding. The transcript has 4 exons. The record is from RefSeq and is a predicted model, not a curated record. Gene Ontology annotation, biological process: mRNA processing; negative regulation of DNA-templated transcription.